Molecule: messenger RNA, 1262 nt
Organism: Durio zibethinus
Lineage: Eukaryota; Viridiplantae; Streptophyta; Magnoliopsida; Malvales; Malvaceae
Product: integrator complex subunit-like protein
Biological process (GO): mRNA splicing, via spliceosome
Cellular component (GO): spliceosomal complex
Source: RefSeq, a predicted model, not a curated record
GAUAAACACGAGUCUAAACGCAGCGUUUUAGAUUUACCCUAUGGCUUUGGUGAUGUUUUUCGGUGGCGGAGUGUGAGCGGUGAGAGGAGGGGGAAUUCAAUUCGGUUCCUUGAGAUUCAAUUUUACUGAAGUUGGAGAAGGAAAUUGAAAAACAGAAGAAAAUUGAAAUGCAGAAGAGGAAGAAUUUCAGAAAAAGAAGCAUCCAAGAAGACGAAGGAGAUGACCCCGCCGCCAAAUCAGACGACGAAGAAGACAGAAGAUUGGCGUUAGAGGAAGUGAAAUUCCUGCAGAAACAGAGGGAGAGGAAAUCAGGAAUCCCUGCAAUUCCUACGGUGCAAACGGGAGGCAUGAUCGCUAAAGUGACCGAAAAGGGCGAACCUGAUGGAGAAAAGGAGGAGCUUGUUCUUCAAGACACCUUUGCUCAAGAAACGGCCGUCUUGGUUGAGGAUCCAAACAUGGUAAAAUAUGUAGAGCAAGAAUUGGCAAAGAAAAGAGGAAGGAACAUGGAUGAGAAGAAUGAAGUUGAGAAUGAUUUAAUGCGAGCCGAAGAUGAAUUAUAUAAAAUUCCGGAGCAUCUUAAAGUGAAAAAACGGAAUUCAGAAGAAAGUUCUACUCAGUGGACUACUGGGAUUGCUGAAAUUCAGCUGCCUAUUGAGUACAAGUUAAGGAAUAUAGAGGAAACAGAGGCUGCCAAAAAGCUUCUACAAGAAAAGCGGCUCAUGGGACGGGCAAAAUCAGAAGUUAGCAUCCCAUCAAGUUACAGUGCUGAUUAUUUCCAGCGUGGCAGAGAUUAUGCUGAGAAACUUAGAAGAGAACAUCCUGAGCUGUACAAGGACAGAAGUUCACAGGUUGACAGUGCUGGCUCCAGACCAACCGAUACCAGUACUGAUGCGGCAGGAAGUAGGCAAGCUGCAACUGAUGAGUUUAUGCUAGAACGCUUCCGAAAACGUGAACGCCAAAGAGUAAUGCGGAGAUAGCACACAUGCAGUUAUACAAGCAGCAUGUCAACCAUGGUUGAAAUUUCAAGCUUCAUGUCCUAUUAUUGGUUGCAGUGCUACUUGUCACCAAGAUGUCCAGUUAGCAACAAAAGAACAUGUUACUCUUAGAAACUGUUGUUAUGACUGAUGAACAUUUGUACAUUUUCACUGAGUAUGCUUGGUUCAACUUUUAUUUAGUUGUCAAUGCCUGUAUGGCUUGACAAUUGAGAUCCAGCUCUUUUAACCAGGUAUUAUUAUCAAUUCCGGAACCCAGCAUCCAAAACA